Messenger RNA from Candida tropicalis MYA-3404, 2547 nucleotides. RefSeq names its product Flo8p (gene FLO8). Gene Ontology annotation, cellular component: nucleus. Bases 1 to 2547 code for a protein of 848 amino acids. Lineage: Eukaryota; Fungi; Ascomycota; Pichiomycetes; Serinales; Debaryomycetaceae. The transcript has a single exon. The record is from RefSeq and is a predicted model, not a curated record. Gene Ontology annotation, molecular function: protein binding.
AUGAAUCACAAACCUUUGGUGUCUGAAAAUGAAGGUCCAACUUCGGCUGGUAAUUCAACUCCAGCAACAACAACAGCUAUCAAUACAGCAGCAGCAGCAUCAACAUCAGCAUCAACUACUCAAUCAACAGCAACAAAACAAAUUUUAAAUUCAUUGAUUUUGGAUUUCUUACAAAAACAACAGUUGGUUGAAACUGCUAAAGUAUUCACCAGAGAAAUCCCCAAUCUAUCAAAUGUACCUCCUACAAUGGAUUGUCCUCAAGGAUUUUUAUUUGAAUGGUGGCUGAUUUUUUUCGAUUUAUUCAAAGUUAAAUACGGUGAUUCUUCAAAUAUGAAUAAAUCAAAUCUUCCCUAUUAUGAAUACUAUAAAUUACAACAAAUGCAGAAACAACAACAACUUCAAAUGCAUCCUCAGCCCCUUCAUCUCCAACAACAACAACAACUUCAACAACAUCAACCUCAAUCACAGCAACAACAGCAUCCACCUUCUGCUCAACAACAGGGUCCUCAUCCACCCAAUCAACAACAACAACCACAACCACAACCAGUUCCACAACAACAGAUUACUCCCCAACAUCAACAAGGACCACAUGUUCAACAACUAGUCCCUCCACAACAAGGACCACCUCAGCAGCAACAACAACAACAACAACAACCAGGACAUUUAAGUCAACAAAAUACUCCACAACCACCUGGUUCAGCGAAUAGUGCCAAUUUCCCAAUGAAUAUGCAACAAAAUCAUCCCCAACAACAAAUGUUUCCUAUGAAUCAACAACAAUUCCAACAAAUGCCAAAUGGUGGUCAACAUCAACCAACUAUGGAGCAACAACAAAGAAUGGCAAUGAUGAUGAAACAACAAGCUUUAGCAGCACAAAGACAGCACCAAAUGCCAAUGAAUGGCAUGGACCAACAACAACAAGCUGCUCACCAACAACAAAUGAUGAAUGCUGCAGCCGCAGCAGCAGCGGGAGGCGGGGCUGCCACUGGUGCUGGUGCUGGUGGUCCAGCAAAUUUAAACUUGCAACAACAAAUGUUUUUGCAACAGCAACAACAAGCUGGACAACCAAAAAAUUUCCAACAACAAGCUCAAAAUCAAAUGAACAAUUUACGUCAACAAGCAGCAAUGGCAGCACAACAACAAGCUCAAGCUCAACAAGUUCAUUUACAAUCCAAUUUGGCAUCUGUUGCUGGAAAUGAUUCUUCGAAGAAUAAUUCUCCUGUUGGAAGUGGAAAUAGAUCCAAUCAGCAACCAACCCCACAAUUAGGUUCAGCCCCACCACCAGGUCCCCAACAGCAAGGACCACAAGGACAAGGACAACAAAAUUUCCCACAGUCUAUGAAUGGUUUACCAAAUCAAGGUAUGACUCCACCAAUGAAUAAAUUAAAUGGACCUCAAAAGAAAAAUACUCCUGGACCAAAUAAUAGUAAUAAUAAUAAUAACAGUAGUAGUGGUAUGACUACUGGUAGAAACAAUAAUGAUUUACAAGAUUAUCAAAAUCAAUUAAUGUUGUUGGAAAAACAAAAUAAAAAGAGAUUAGAAAUUGCAAGAAGUACCGGGAAUUCUGAUCCAAACUUGAUGAAUGCCUCCGGAAUGCUACUCCCAGGUCAAAAUCAACAAGGUCAAUCCCAGUCACAAUCACAAUCACAGUCUCAUUCUCAACAACAUACUCCAAAUCAACAGCCGACACCUGCAACUUUCCACCCACCUGCUCCUGGUCAAUUUAAUCAAAAGCCAUCCCCAGCUCCAUCUAAUCAUUCUCCUGCAUUAACCAAUAAACCAUCCCCAGCAAUGGGCCAUAAGAAACCAAAGAAGGAAACUGCCAAAAAGGGUAGAAAAGCAAGUGCAACUGGUCAAGCGACACCAUCUACAUCACAACCUACAAGUGCUGGCACUGAGCAAAAUAUUCAACAACAUGUUCAACCACCUCCCGAACAAACACAUCCUUCAUCUCAACAAGAUCAACGUACAGCAUCUAAUACUCCAAGUCUAGCCAAGAAAGAAUUUCAGCCUUUAACUCCAAGAUCUGAACCAAUUACUGAAACAACUAAAAAGAAACGUAAAGGUAGUAAAAUUAGUGAAACUUCACCAAAGAAACAAAAUAAACCUGUUCCAAAUGCAAAUACCAAUGGUAAUAGUAAAUUAGAUAGUGUUAUUAAAGAAGAGACUGAAAUUACAUUGAAAAAGGAUGAAUCCGAUUUAGAGUUAAAUCCACCACCUGCACCUACACAAACUGCUAUGUCUGGAGCAUUUAAUGAUGCUACUGAUCAAAUAUUUGAUGUUAAUUUAUUAGAUAGUGGACAUAAUCAAAAUGGUAAUCAUAGUUCAAAUAAUAGUCAUAAUGGUGGCACAGGAAGUACCUCUGGAGGAGGACCAAAUGGAGGAGGAACAGGAGGAGUCUUUGGUGAUUCUAAUCAAGGAUUUGAUGAUAUUAAUUUUAAUAUUGAUGAUAUUUGGAAUGGCACAGGUGCUGGCGAUGUUGAUGGAUCAUUAAACGAUAGUUUUAAUGCUAUUAAUUGGAAUGUUGAUGCCAUUGAAGGCGGUGAUUAA